UUCAGUGUUCUGUGUGUUGAGAGAGUGCCGCGUUCCGUGAAACAAGUCGAGACACACAGUCAGCUGUACUUUUAGGAAUGGCAUAGUUUGUUUUGGGUGUGUUUAGUGAAUUAGUGAGCCUUUUUGUGACAAUGUAUAGUGGUUCUGGCAUUUAUUUGUUUUAUUUUCUGUUAAUUGUGCCCAAAUUUGAAUGCGCAAAUCGACUAAACGAAUACAUCAGCCACUAUGAGACUCUCAACUACGACACAUCGGAAGUCCAUAGGAACCAUUUGCGUGCGAAAAGGUCGGUCGUUUCCGACAACUUGGUUCAGCUGUCUUUUCGCGCGCACGACCGUCAUUUUCGAUUGCGGCUGAAGAGGGACCUGCAAGUUUUCAACGACAAGCUGGAGGUGCACGGACCAAACGGACAACCGAUAGAUGUCGAUACUUCUCACAUUUAUCACGGACAUUUGGGUGGUGAACCUGACAGUGUAGUGUUUGGAUCUGUAAUAGAUGGCGUAUUCGAGGGAAAAAUUGUCACUUCAAAGGACGCGUAUUUCGUAGAAAAGGCCCAUUAUUAUUUUCCACAUGAACAGCAUCCUAACAAAACAUUCCACUCGGUAAUCUACCACGACCACCACGUCGAAGAUCCAUACGCCCACAAACGAGAAGGUCACCAUAGCGGUUGUGGUAUUAACGACGACGUCAUUCAUUGGAUGGAAAAAGUCCAAAACUCCGGAACCAAUGAAAAAUUAAACCAAUCAAAUGAAGACACAUUGAACCAGGCACCUCUAAAAAAACCUAGAAUACACAAGAAAGUAGCGAAGCUGGAUAAAAUGAAGGAUGUACCGAGAUCACUGCCCCAAAAUUACGAGGACGGUACGAACAAAUAUUCCAAAGAAGCUAACGAAGGCCACAGGCGAAGGAGAGCGGCCAGAAGCGAAAAUAAGAAUACUUGCUCGUUGUACAUACAAACUGACCCUCUAAUUUGGAAACAUAUCAGAGAGGGAUUUCCUGAACACAACGAUCCCAGGAAGCAGAGCGAAGUGAACGAGAAAACGAGAGAGGAAAUUCUGUCAUUAAUUGCUCAUCAUGUCACUGCCGUUAAUUAUAUUUACUAUGGUACUAAGUUUGAUGGACGUUCGGAGCAUCGCGAUAUCAAGUUUGAAGUACAAAGAAUCAAGAUCGACGACGAUUCGUCCUGCAAAUGCAACCACCACAACUGCGGCGAAGUAAACCAGUUCUGCUUGGAGAACAUCGACGUGAGCAACUUUUUGAACAUCCAUUCAUUAGGCAACCACGAGCACUUCUGUCUCGCCUAUGUGUUCACCUACAGGGACUUCACCGGCGGCACCCUGGGCCUCGCCUGGGUGGCUAGCGCUUCCGGCGCCUCUGGCGGCAUCUGCGAGAAAUACAAGACUUACACGGAAACCAUUGCGGGGAUGUACCAAUCGACGAAAAGGUCCCUGAACACUGGUAUCAUUACUUUUGUCAACUAUAACAGCAGGGUGCCGCCCAAGGUUUCACAAUUGACGUUGGCCCACGAGAUUGGCCACAAUUUUGGAUCACCGCAUGACUACCCGCCAGAAUGCAGACCUGGCGGCUUGAAUGGUAAUUUUAUAAUGUUCGCGUCGGCCACUAGCGGCGACAGACCGAACAACAGCAAAUUUUCGAGUUGCAGUAUUAGCAACAUAAGUAAUGUUUUGGAUGCCAUUGAAGAAAAGAAGAAAAUAAACUGCUUUAAGGCAUCAGCCGGCGCUUUCUGCGGCAACAAGAUUGUCGAGGACGGGGAAGAAUGUGACUGCGGAUACGAUGAAAAGGAAUGUCAGGACAAGUGCUGUUAUCCGCGCAUAGUGAGCGAGGAAGACAAAAAGUUCAACAUCUCGGCGUCAGGUUGCAACCGUCGACGUGGUACCGAAUGCUCGCCGAGCCAGGGACCAUGCUGCAGCAGCGACAACUGUCGCUUCGUGCAGAAAUACGCGAACGAGGUGUGCAAAACCAAGUCCGACUGUUCCAUGUCCUCGAAGUGCAACGGCUCUUCGGCAGAGUGCCCGACACCCUUACCCAAGCCGGACAAGACGCGCUGCAACAACGGCACGCAGCUUUGCGUCAAAGGCGAGUGCAGUGGCUCCAUCUGCCUCGAGUGGAACCUGCAGGCGUGCUCGAUCACCACGCAGGAGCACCCGAACAUAGACAAGAGGAAGCUGUGCGAGCUUGCGUGCCAAAACGGCACGGACAUUUGCCGGAGCACCAGUGAGUUUGCCAGUAAAGUGGGUCUGCCGCCGGGCGGUAUCAGCUUAAGGCCCGGCAGUCCGUGCGAUAAUUUUCAGGGUUACUGCGAUGUGUUCUUGAAAUGCCGCGCUGUUGACGCUGACGGUCCGCUGGUGAGGCUGAUGAAUUUGUUGCUGAGUCCUGAGAACCUGGUCAACGUCGCGCAAUGGAUAACAAAGUAUUGGUGGGGCGUGUUGCUGAUGGGCAUCGGGUUUAUCAUAUUUAUGGGAUUGUUCAUCAAAUGCUGCGCCGUCCACACGCCCUCUUCCAAUCCGAAAAAAACGCCCGCCAGGCGCAUCGGAGAUACUUUAAGAAGACCGAUGAACACCUUGAGACGAAUGCGGCAUCAUCCUGGUGGCGCCCAAAACGCAACCCGCGAAGGGGGCGGGGAAAGAAGAAGUCGCAGUAGCGGCGAUAGAGGCGAAAGACCAGGACGAUCUAGUCACGGAGGGCCGCGGCAAGGCUACGGCGACCGAAGAGGUCACUACCACAACAAAGACUAUUAUGCGUUAGCAGCGUCGAGCAACAACACCGGGCAGCAGCAGCCGCAGGCUCACGGCGCCCGGGAGCCGUACGCGGGCGCCUACGACCGCGAAAGCUACGAAAUGAUGCGGCACAAAGUCUGACAAAACGCCGCCGUCACUGUCGACGACGGGCCGCAGCUGUCAGACUUUCCCGCCUCCCUGGCAGCCGCCACCGCCGCGAUUGCGGACGCGACGCCGCCGCCGCCGCCCGCUUCGCCGCGUCCCUGAUCGAUGAAAAAGCGGCCGCCAACCUGCACUGUGAUCUAUACCGAUGAUGAAUUAUUUAUUUAACGGACGUUGUUCUACGAUCGGGAAAUCCGUUGUCAAAAAACCGCAAUUGAUACGGGUGAGCAGGUGCGUUCCCAGCACGAAUGUGGGGGCGGAACUUUCAAAAAUUGACCAGUAACUUUCUAAAAGGUAUCGUUUUUUUUUAAUACUUAAUCUACAAAGUUUUUUGUUAGAAAUCGCCUUUUUGUUGUUUUGCUGCAAUGGGUUCAUUUUAGUAAAAUUAAUGCCAUUAAAAAUCAUAGUUUUUGUUUUAGGGUUUCAGAAAAUCUACAUAUAUUUAAUUUCAUUAUUUAAUUUAGAAUUUUUUUUUAUUUUACAAUUAUUCCAGGCAUUCCAUUCUUUGUUGUUUUAUGUGGCUAAAGUUCUAUGAACUUGCUAACAAAUUUUCUUUAAUUUAGGGAAUUUGUAAAAUAGUCACUAUCUCUUCACAAAAUGCACUAAAAAACUACAUUACUAAAUAAAAUCUCGUUCAAAACGCUUUUUAGGACGAAUAAUAGAAUAUUCUGAAACACGCAAUUCCAAACGUGUUUCAGACUAUACUUUUUCUACCAAUAAGAAAAUGUUCACUUUCCCAAAGUUUUUUUAAAUUUUACAAAAAUUAUAGUACUAGUUAUUAAGUAUUAAUCCUGUACAAGAUUUUGCUUUGUAACCUCUGGUUAUCAAAUUACAGGGGUGCAAAGGUUACAGUUUUCCUUUGACGAACUCAAAAUAAAAUAUUCCCUAAAAAUAUAUAACAAUUUUAAAAUUAAAUAUUCAAAAAAAUUAUUUUUUAAGCUUUUUCAAUUUUUUUCAAUGAAGCAGAUUUUUCUUCAGUUAAAUUUUUUCAAAAAAAUGCAUACAAAAAUAAGCUCAUUGGAAAGCUUCUACUUCCACACAUUUCCAUAAUUAAAGAAAAUUUGUGAGUAAUUAAUUAGCCAGGGACUGUAUAUGACUCAGAAUUUCCGAAGUGGGGUCGCGAUUUUUAAUGUAAUCAUAAAAAUAUAAAGUCAUACAAAUAUUAAUUAUGUACCAAUUCAACAACAAUCCACUCAAAAGUUUUGAAAAAAUCACAUUUGUUUUUACUUAUUUUCACAAUUAAAUAAUUCGCCGAUAUUUAUUUAGAAAAAUUAAUUACAUGUACAAUACUUGUGGAAAAAUUGUUGGGUAUGAUAAGUGUUGGCUGAACUUUAAAUGGGUGCAAUGGACUAUUGAAAAAAAUAUUUAAGUAGUUUGUUUAUAACUUUUUUUGCAACCAAAUGCAAUUUUCGACCAGUUUUGUGAUCUAAAAUACAUUUUUUCAAUAGUCAAUUGUAUCCAUGUAAAUAAUUUUUCAAUUAAAUAUCGCCGAAAUAUUUAAUUGUAAACAUAAGUAAUAAAUGAAAUUUAUUUAAAACUUUUGUGUGGAUUAUUGUUGCAUUGGUACCUAGUGGAUUUUUUUAUUAUUUCAUGAAACAUCGCGGGCCCACUUCAGGAAUUUUGACUCAUAUACCUAAUACUUUUGCCACAUCCUUAACAUUAAAUGGAUGGUUGAACUGGCCGCAAAAAUUACAAAUUAAAAUAUCGAAAAUUAAUUUGUCAAAAAUUACAAUUGUCUAAAUUAUUGUUUUUGCCAAUUCAAAAUAUUUCUUGUAAUUUUUGACAUACAAAUUUUCGUUUUUCUUUUUAUGGGAAUUUUUAAAU
Brassicogethes aeneus is the source of this 4721-nucleotide messenger RNA. The record is from the annotation of a GenBank genome assembly. Lineage: Eukaryota; Metazoa; Arthropoda; Insecta; Coleoptera; Nitidulidae.